Triticum aestivum (bread wheat) is the source of this 3256-nucleotide messenger RNA. RefSeq lists its product as uncharacterized. The transcript is spliced from 14 exons. The record is from RefSeq and is a predicted model, not a curated record. Lineage: Eukaryota; Viridiplantae; Streptophyta; Magnoliopsida; Poales; Poaceae. Bases 1888 to 3030 code for a protein of 380 amino acids.
UUUUUUCCCAGGUUCUGCAUCAUGAACUAGAUCCUCGGCUUCAACUAAGUUCCCAAUAUCGGAUCCAAAAGGAAUUCAACUAAAUGGAAGAAAUGUCAGCAAGGAAGAGGAACAACCAACAUCUGCUUCCAAAUGAAGAGAAUGGGAAUAAUCCUCCCAAAAGAAAGAAGGAUGUCAGCAAUGAAGACAACCUCCAGUUGUUUGUUAAAUUUCUGUCUGAACUUAAUGAUACUCAGAAGAACAUAGUUCGAAAACUUGGCUUCGCUUCACUGCUACGAAUCAGCUGUGCCUGCAACAUUGAUGAUAUUUUCAUGUGGCUUGCAUUACAAUUCAAUACUGCAACAUGCACUCUGGAGCUGAGGAAUGGAUUCAAUUUUGAAUUCAACACAUCUAUUGUUCAUAAAAUCCUUGGAAUUCCUGCUGGUGGCUUACCAAUAAAUUCUACACCAACCAAAGAAUGUGUAGAUAUUAUCAAUAACUUUGUACAAUCAUCAGCACCUACUAUAGAGCAUCUUAUUGCGAUGAUUACGGACAACAUUUCCGAAGAAAAUUUCUCUACUAUAUUCUUGCUCCUCGCUAUCUCAAGCUUGAUUGCUCCUAAUGCGAAAGGUUCCCCAUCAAAGAAAUUCUACAGUGCUCUGCAAAACAUUAGUUAUGCUGGCAAAUACAACUGGUGCCUUUCAACUCUAUCCUACCUAGUACAUCAAAUAAAAAAAAUUAAGUCAGGUCAUCACCAGAAGAAGGCAUUUUAUCCUGGAGGAUGCAAACUAAUCUUGGUGGUUGCGCACUUCGAAUUCUUAAUUACUUCUGAAUUCAAGUUCCCUAUCGACAUACUGCCAAGACUCCCAUUGUGGUCAUCUAGCUUGCUAAAAACUUUCACAGCCCUAGACACAAUGCACGGUGUACACCUUCAGUUCGGAAGACUUCCGUUGAAACAUAUUUCAUCAACUCCAUUCAACAAUAUAUCAAAUGAAGGAAUAAACAAACUCCCUACAUGUAUUCUACAGUACAUCAGUUCCAAAUUUCCGUCAAUCUACAACUUACAGGAGAAGGCACUGCUUGAAGAUAUGACCAAGAAAUUUUGGCAAACGAUAAUAUCAAACUCCAUUCCAACAACGGAAAGAUACAUUGAUGAUCUCCAUUCGACAAUCUCCAAGAGUUUCACCCACAUCAACAAUGAAAUGACAGAGUCUGCAAAUGAACAAAUUACAUCCCCGAACAACCACAUUUCAUUACACCAGCAAGCUGAACAAAUCUACUCAAACAAAUACUUCAAGGAUCCAACAACUUUUUUAUCGUCACAUGAUUUCCUGGAUUUCGCAAUGCCUUACAGUAAUCCUCCAAACUGGGAAAAGGAAGAUGGAGAUUCAUCUAUUCAAUGGUUGGACAAGAAAUUCUCACAGUGCCUCCUUUUAGAAAACUCAUCAGGCAUUGAUGACCUGUUUCAGAAAAGGUCACCAACCUUUGAAGAUUUGUUCGUCAUCGAUAAAAUAAAUAAACAAUAUGACUACCCAGAUAUUGAUUUCCUCCAAGUACUCAAAGAUUACAUCUAUACACACACAGAAGCGAAUGGGAUGCAAGAAACAGACAAAAUUGAUUGCACAAAAGAGAAAUUCUGUUUGACCCAAAUGAAAUUCGUUAGACCUAAUCAUAACUGCAGAGAUAGCAAACUGUACUGUUUGCAACAAGGUACGGAUUCAACAACUACGGUUGCCCUAGAUGUUUCCAGGAAUAUGAAAUGCUCGCAAUCAGCACCUCCUACCAGAAGUUUUCCAACCACUCAAAACUACAACCUGGGUAGUACAUCCAAUGCGUGUGAACCACAAAAUUCAGAUAUUGACAUCCCUUCUUUUACCGCUAUAACAGACAGCCUGAAAUUUAGUCCCUAUGCAAGAAGUCCCAAACAAUUACCAAGCAAAUUAUUCACCUCCUAGUUGUUCAUCAAUCCUUCCCAAAACCAACUAUGAAUCUCUUGUAAGGAAUUCAGGUAGCAACAAUCAGUUCCUCUAUAGCAACAGCCCGCUUAGGUGCUAUCACAAUUCUUCAGAAAAAGCAGCCAACAGAUUCGGUACACCUAUACCAGACCCUAUCAUGUACCAAGUCCUGGAAGAUUAUGAAGCUGAAUGUUUGCUCAGAGAUAAAGCAGCAGCAGAGCAGCCACCACUGCAGAACUUCUCUUCAGCAUCAAAAUUGCACAUAACAACUCAGCUCAAUUCGGAACAAGUUAUUUUCUCAACAGCAGCUCAAGCAGAUUUCUUCAAAAUGAUGUCGUCACUUCUACCUCAUAUAGACAUCAGCCAAAGGAUAUUCCAAAUAGAUAACGUGUGGGUCGAUCAAAAAACUUUGACUGUUUCAAUGAGGCCAGGCGGCUGGAUGAACCCACACACUUUGGAUUGCUAUUCUAAAAUGCUCAACACAGAUCUACUCAAUCGGGGAAGGCAGGGUCUAAUACCAAGCAAUGAACCUAUUGUCCAUAUCGUCGGCACAGAAGACAUGGAACUUCUAAUGAGACCCUUACUAAACCAUUCAGAUCCAAUAUGCGCAGACAUGUUAAGCGAAGCAACUGUUGGGUUCAGUUUACAGAACGCAAACUUCGUUCAUCUGCCUUGCUUCAAUGACAAACAGUGGAUUGUAAUCACUGCUAACUUUGACAGUGGCAAAUUCUUUGAUAUAAUGAACCCUGAUGGAUCUGGAAACAACAAAUUCACUUCAAUUAUCAGCACUGUUACAUUCAACUUCAAGAGUCUGUUUGCGAAAACAUACCCAAAUUGCAUCGCAUUCAACAUAAAAGAAUUUGACUACCGUUUCGUUCCAGUACCCCGGACUCAUUUCAGGUACGACACCGGCAUAUUCCUCCUGCAAAUUCUAAAAACAUACCGGGGGAUGGGAGUGCCAGGAUUCACAACUCAUGACCUACAGGCCUUAAGAGAAAUUUUUCUCUACGAAAUUGCGACUUGUUCCAACAGUGAAGUUCAACUACCAUUGGUCAAAGCUUUCCAACAAAAUCACGGUUUCCGGCUAUUCAGGUGAAUCAAUACUCAGCUUAACCCAGGUUCAAGAUACAAGAUGACCACAUUUUCAUCGCAUAAACAAUUUUCUCCAUUUUACUUUUUGCUCUACCAAACGAGAACUUAUUUCCUUCUCGUGCUACUUGAAUGAAGAAAAUGUUGAGGGGGUCAUUGUUCAAAACAAGUCUGAAUAUUAUUUUUUUGUUCUGCUGUACUAAACAUUCAAUGCUUCCUUCUCUGUUUGAUUA